AUGGUGAAGAUGAAACUUACAUAUACACCCACUGUGGUGCUUAAAAGAGUCGGACCUGGGUUUAUGGACCGAGAGAGCAACGUGCAACCAGGCAAGCGACGCAACAUCCCAACCGGAACAACCAAAACCAAAUCGGCAGCGGAGAAGCCAGAUCAUCGCCCUGCCCGCCGCCGCCGCCGCCGCCGCGCCCUCACGGCCCCUUCGUCGCUCUCCGCCGUGACGCAACCGACUCAAGACGGCCCGAGUAGCGUCAGUUGGCAGUGUGACUUAACCCGGCAAGGACGUUCGACCGCUGUAGCGGUGGUGGUGGUGGCGGUGGUGGUCGCCGCGGGGAACAGCGAGGACGACAGGGCCCCCAGAGAGGCUGUCUACGAUGAUCCACUUGACUUUGAGGCCCACGAGAUCCCUCUCCUGAAGAAGAAGCACGUGAGCUACGACUUCGCGUACAGUGUGCGGGACGACGAUACGGGCGCGGCCUACAGCCACCUGGAGGAGCGCGAGGGCAAGGUCACCACGGGCGAAUACCGCGUGUCCCUGCCCGACGGACGCAUCCAGAUCGUGUCGUAUGUGGCUGACGAAAACGGAUAUCGCGCUAAGGUUUCGUAUGAGCCCUCCAGCGCCGCUCACCCGCCCCCGAAACACCACCAGCCCAAAUACGCGCCCGCACCCGCACCCGCCCACGGGAGGAGGCCGAGGCCACCCCCAGGCUACGGCCGACGUCGCCGACCGAGGCCCCUCCACUCCAAGGUUCUCCACCACGAAGAGCCUGUUCACCACCCCACUCCCCAUUCGUAUCUGCCAGAGCCUGUUCACCACCCCACUCCCCAUUCGUAUCUGCCAGAGCCUGUUCACCACCCCACUCCCCAUUCAUAUCUGCCAGAGCCUCACCACCCUCCCCACCAACCGCCACCCCCUCCUCCUUACCAACCCCCUCAUAUCACAACCUACAAGCCCCUGUACCCGACGCCUCCGGUCCACGCCUCGCCCGCGCCGAUCUACUACCCCCGCAAGACCCCUACAACCUCUAAGCCUGCGCCCCCUCCUCCUCCUCCUCCUCCUCCCCCUCCGCCUGCAAUCGCCACCCCUAAGCCCCCUCCCCCGCCCCCUCCUCCUGCGCCUGUCCCCGUUAUCACGACUCUUCCUCCCCUGACGACGGUGACCCCGACUCCCGCCCCCGUGAUCAGGACGUCUUCCUCGCCCCUCAGACUGCCGGAAGUGACCAGCUACAAGCCCCAAGAGGACGUGACGACGCCCGCUCCCAGGGUUAUCACGACCACGACUUACCGGCCGAGGACCGUCACGCCGCACUCGCUCUUCGUCCCGGCGCAUCUCAUCUCCCCAACUCCUUCUCCGCUGGCAUACACGCCCUCGCCAUUGCCAUACACGCCCUCGCCCUCGCCACUACAGUACACGCCCUCGCCCUACCCUCCGCCCUUACUCCGCGUCGCCCUACGCACCCCCGGUGGGACCCUACACACCUGCCCCUCCCCCGUACCCAAUAAAGACUCCCCUCCACUACUCGGGAGGACCCACGCUUCCUCCGCCCUACGGUGGCCCAUCCCCGCACUACUACAGCCCUUAUUCGUCGCCCUUCUUUGGCCCCCAGUACGGCCCGCGGUUCCCCGGCCCCUCCUACCCGCCUAG
Penaeus chinensis is the source of this 1644-nucleotide messenger RNA. RefSeq names its product extensin-like. NCBI's taxonomy places the organism in Eukaryota, Metazoa, Arthropoda, Malacostraca, Decapoda, Penaeidae. The record is from RefSeq and is a predicted model, not a curated record. The coding region runs from base 1 to 1644 and encodes 547 amino acids. The transcript has 4 exons. Gene Ontology annotation, cellular component: extracellular matrix.